Molecule: messenger RNA, 5222 nt
Organism: Pecten maximus
Lineage: Eukaryota; Metazoa; Mollusca; Bivalvia; Pectinida; Pectinidae
Product: indoleamine 2,3-dioxygenase 1-like
Exons: 15
Coding region: 136-1413 (425 amino acids)
Biological process (GO): 'de novo' NAD+ biosynthetic process from L-tryptophan
Cellular component (GO): cytoplasm
Molecular function (GO): L-tryptophan 2,3-dioxygenase activity; metal ion binding; heme binding
Source: RefSeq, a predicted model, not a curated record
UACUUCCCAACCCACGUGCUGACAGCUUACAGAAGGUAAUGAAGUUACAAAAGGGAAUAUCCAAUCAGUACAGGACAUGAUAUAGACACAACUACAUCAAAUUACCUAAUAUCACAAAUAUCUAAACAACAAAUCAUGCCGAAAAGCAGGAGAAAGUGCGGGAAACCAUAUCCAGGCCGCAUCGAAAAUGGACCAGGUGUGAAAAUGGCCGCGAAUAAUCUUUCCAUUGAGCAGAUUGCAGAUAGAUUUUUGGUUUCUAAAGAGACGGGAUUCCUAAUUAAUUGUUCACAUGUAAAACUAGAUAAAUGCUGGGGUCCAUUUGAGGAAGUUGCAGAACAACUGACUAAGAAUGUGGAAAACAGGAUAAUACGACAUAAGAUUGAGAAGCUAAACGGCGACCAUGACAUCCCAGAAGACAAGUUUGAGCAACUUUGCCUGCACAAGAUUUUGACAUUCUUAACUUCUGGAUACAUUUGGCAGGACGGCGAAGAAACCGUACCGGAGAAACUUCCCAGAUGUUUAGCGGUCCCGUUGACACGUGUAUCCGAUGCUCUUGGGAUGAAGCCAAUUUUAAGCUACCCUAGCAUGAUAUUGGCCAACUGGCAGUUGCAAGAUGCGAAUGAACCAUUUGACUUCCGAAAUCUAAAUGCCAUGUAUCAGACCCCAGGAGGUAAUGGUGCUGAGGCGUUCAUCCUGAUCCAUGUCAUCAUAGAACAGAGGUUCGCACCAGCCAUAGAGGCUAUAGUCGACGCAAUGAAGUAUUCAUCAGAGGGUUGUGAGGAUAAUGUGAGAUUGGCCAGAGCCUUGAACGUCAUACCGGUUGUGAUGGUGAAAAUGAUGAAAGCAUUCAAGGAAAUAAAAGAGGGCGUUAACCCAGAGCAGUUUUAUGAUGAACUCCGGAUUUUCUACACAGGUUGGGGCGGAGGAAAGGAACCUCUUCCUCGUGGAUUGGUUUAUGAGGGAGUUGAUGGAGACAAACGAAAAUCGAUGAAAGGAGGAAGUGCUGCUCAGAGCACAACCUUACAGAUACUUGACGCGGCAUUGGGUAUCAGGCAUGAAGGAGCACAAAAGGAUUUCCUCGAUGAAGUGAGAGAUUACAUGUUGAGAGAACACCGGGAAUACUGCGCCUAUGUGUGGGAACACAGUAACAUCAGGAGUUACGUGGAACGAUGCAGCAGCAAAGAUGUCCGAAAUGCCUAUGACAGAUGUAUCGCUGCCGUCCGGGGCUUUCGGGGCCUUCACAAAGACAAGGUGAAUGAUUAUAUACGAAAACCUUCCGAGCGAAAGGAUCGGAACAAACACGUGGAGGGUAUCAAACACACAGGAACAGGCAGUACCCCCUACCUUACGUUCCUGAAUAAAGUCAACGAGGACACCGACAAGUGUAAACUACCGAAAAAAGAACACAGUUAACAGCAAAGUAACAGGACGUGGUUCCAGUAUCUUAGCUGUGAAUUGAUCAUGGAGUACAUGGACAUACCAGUCUUAACAAGAACUAACUUCAUACAUCUUUUUUGUAUAACAUGUGUAUAAUAUAGUAUCACAAAUGACGAUUUAAGACAAUUUUAUGACUCGUGCCCUGCCUGGUAUAUGUCUGUAUAUAUAUAUGCAAGUGUAUGUGUGUGCAUGUGUGAGUGUGUCGGUGUGUGUGUAUGUAUGCGAAUUUACAUGUAUGUAUGUAUGUAUAUGUAUGGAUACAGUAAUGAAAUGUUCACUGAAACUGAUUCGUUGGUUAUAGGACUAAGUCUUACAGCUAUAAACGAUUUUCCGAGGAAUACAGCAUUUUGUGGUAAAAGCAUAAAACUUUUCCUGAACAUAGUUUAUGAUGUAGCAAGACAUUUCAGAUAUGGACUCAUCGCCAUUUGAUUGUAACAUGCUCUAUUUAUCACUUCCGGUUCAAAUCCAAUAUGGCGGACGCCUAUCACAAUAAUUUAGCGAACCUGUCGAGGGACGAACGCUCAACUCAAAGGCAAAAAGCGAGGAAGUCUCAAGCGAGAAAGAUAGUAUCGCAAACUCAUGUACCUUUCAAUUUCAGAUAAUUGGGGUAGCAGGUACAAUUCUUACCUACCUGCAGCAGAGGCAUCUAAAUCUAAACUAUGUAAAAACAUAACAUUUGUUUCUAAAAUUUAGUUUGAAAAUAUAUGUUUGUUAAUAUCCUCUUUUGAUAGACCUAAUAAGGUACUUUGAAAGUAAGGAACACAAAUCAUAUAGGAAUAAAGUUACCAAUGACAUUCCACAAAAUUCCUGGAAUUGAGAACAUUAGUUUUGAAACACAUUGACCUCAAAAAUAUUAUAUGACGAUUCUUGAAGAUGUCCCGCAAAGUAUUUUUGUUAUUACAAUGUAUGACCGCGCUAGCCAGGAAUCAGAUGUGAAUGAGUGCAGAAAAGUAGUGUUUGCGAUCAAAGAAUUGAAUUGAUCAUCCGACAAAAGAGGUUCUGAUACAACACACUAUACGAGCUACUCACCAGUUUGGUGUUGUAUGGGCGACUCCCUAGAUCCCACACCGCCUGUUCCGAAACCGGAAGACUUCGAAUAGGAACAGAAGCAUGUGGAGCUUUGCAACCAUUCUGGAUUCAAAUGGUGACGUUAAACGGUUUAACUACAACAUUUGUAUAAAGAAACAACCGGAAGUUGAAUGACAUUUUCCAUAUUAGCUUAUUGGAACCAAAAGUCCUAAUGGCAACAAGUCAUAUGUAUCGCCUAUGCAUCGCAUUGCUACAAAAACAACAGUUAGUAUUUUGGUAGGCAAUCAUUGAGGCAGGCUACACAUCAUAUGUUAGUGAAAUGUUAAGUUUUGUAAUUUUCAAAUUCUGUAUUCGUCCUGAAGACCCGGAAGUAAAAUACAUAAAUGUAGUAUUUUUUUUUUUUUUUUUUAAUGUGGCUUGUUUGUAAGAUUUCAUAAUGUUCUAUCGCACAAAAUUUCACAAUAUGAACACAAACAAUGUCCUUUUACUUUUGAAAUUGGUUAUGUUUCUGUUCCAAAAAAGUGAAAAUGGCGAUAAUUAAAACAACAAACAAAAAAACCCCGAAAGUUUUGGCUUUGAAAGAAAAAAGCAAAGCAUAAAAAAGUAUAAGUUGAUUUGUUUGCACACUUAAUAAGUUGUUAAUAAGCAAUAUUUUACAAGAAAUCCAACCAUUGUUUUACCUAAAAACUUGUUUUUAUGAUACGCGGGGGCCGUCUUGGAUUUUACCGGAAAUAGGGCUUUUUGAGGAGUUGUCCAUAUAUGAAAUAUCUUGUUCGGUCGUAAACUUACGACCAAAUGCAAUAAUUUUCUCUUAUCUACUGUGCUUCCUCUGGAAAAUAAGCUUUGCUAAACAGGUUUCAUAUCCUCAGUACAUAAAGUGUAUCAUUAUUGUUACUUUUUAUCAUUAUUAUUAUUUCAAUAAACUUACAUAAAAACUAUCAAAAUAAGCCUUAUAAGUCAAUACAUGUUGACAUAUUUACCGUAUCUCAUUUGUAUUACCGAAUACUGUGCUAUAUCUUAUAUGUAAUUCAUGCAAUAUUUUACUAACCAAGGAUAUAAUUUAUCAUUAUCAAUAUUUUGUAUUAUUAAUGUUUCAUGAAAAAUGCCAAUUCUGAUUGGCCGAAAGGUCACAUGAAUAAAUGAAUUGAAAAAAUCAAGAUGACGGCAAAGUUGAAAUGAUUGUAAAUUUUGAAUAAGUUUAUAUACUGUAUUUCAAUUUUGACAGAAUUGAACAAUAAACGAACUCGGGGAUAAUUUUUCAUAAGAGAGAGAGAGAGAGACAGAGAGAUAGAGACAGCGAGAGAGAGAGGGGGAGACAGAGAGAGAGAGAGAGAGACAGACAGACAGAGACACAGACACACAGACAGACAGUGACACAAACAAAAGGACAUAGACACCGACAGACAGAGACAAAUACAGACACAGACAGACACAGACAGACACAGAGAGAUAGAGAUUGAAUUUUAUGUCUAAUUAUGUCCGUAUCAUUAGAAAACAUACUGUGCAGUUUGACGUAUAUUUCGCUGUCAAAUAGAACCGCAUAUUUUAAAACAAACUAUGUUUUACUUCGAUACUGUAUCAGGUAGAAAAUACAAAAAUGAAAUCAAGAUACUUUUUGGUUGCUGAUUGUGACCGACCGAGAUUAUACGUGUAGUUAUGUACAUCAUCAGACUGAUAAACAUAGCUAUACGGUCGACGACAACCUAUAACUUAAACAAACCAAAAUCAUAUACUUCAAUAUGUUUGACCAAUGGAAGAAGACGAUGUUGCUCUAGACACAAAUAUUUUACUUCGUAGUAGUUUUGUUAUAAUCUGUUACCUGAUCAGGUAUUAUUGUUAUUUUACAGUCCUACGUAGGACAUUCUGACAUGGUGGUAGUAAUGUCUUAUCAACCUAGUGGUACCCAUGUCCUACCCACCUGGUGGUACCCAUGUCCUAUCGACCUGGUGGUACCCAUGUCCUACCCACCUGGUGGUACCCAUGUCCUACCCACCUGGUGGUACCCAUGUCCUAUCGACCUGGUGGUACCCAUGUCCUACCCACCUAGUGGUACCCAUGUCCUACCCACCUGGUGGUACCCAUGCCCUAUCGACCUGGUGGUACCCAUGUCCUACCCACCUGGUGGUACCCAUGUCCUACCCACCUGGUGGUACCCAUGUCCUACCCACCUGGUGGUACCCAUGUCCUACCCACCUGGUGGUACCCAUGCCCUAUCGACCUGGUGGUACCCAUGCCCUAUCGACCUGGUGGUACCCAUGUCCUACCCACCUGGUGGUACCCAUGUCCUACCCACCUGGUGGUACCCAUGCCCUAUCGACCUGGUGGUACCCAUGUCCUAUCGACCUAGUUGAACCCACGUCCUAUCGACCUUGUGGUCCGUGUCCUACAAACCUGGUGGUUCCCAAGCCCUACCGACCUUGUGGUACCCAUGUCAUAUCGACAUGGUGGUACCCAUGCCCUGCUGAUCUGGUGGUACCAUUACCCUACCGACCUUGGUGUACCCAUGUUACAUCGAUACCAACCUUGAGGUACCCAUGUCACAUCGACCUGGUGAUACGCACUUCCUAUCGACCUAGUGGUACCCAUGUCCUACCGACCUGGUAAUACGCACUUCCUAUCGACCUAGUGGUACCCAUGUCUUAUCGACCUGGUGGAUACGUAGCUCUGUAUUUAUGUUGACGCUUAUUCUAAUUGAUAGUAUGCAUGUAUGGAUUAGUAUAAAUAAUACUUGAAUAAUAAAUUAUUGAUUUAAUAUA